AUGGCUAUUAACGGAGUGGGAGAUGUUAUCGCUUUAGUUCAGGUCACCACACAGGCGGCAAAAACAUUGCAUGCCGCUACACAUGCGCCGGAAGAGAUCAGACUCUUCAUCCGCGAGACAGACCGAUACCAAGCAUGUGUGGGGGACGCCGCAAGCAGGCUUCGCCGGCAUGGCGCGAUUCUGAAAGACCAUGCCGACGUGAAGAGCAACAUUCAGAGCAUGCUCGAACAGUGUGCGGAGACGACCAGGAAAUUGAGAAGGAUCGCGACAAAGUAUGAGCACAUUGUGACCAAGAAGGGCACCGCCACAGGCGCCGAUGCCGCCUGGAAUCAAUGGAUCGAAGCCUUCAAGACCGUUUACCAUUCGAUCGAAUGGACCACAAAGGAUGUUGUGGUCGAGAACCUUCGACGAGAGCUGUCGCGACAUAUUCAGAUACUGAGCUGGCUGGAAAACGGACUGCUCUCUGAACAAGUUGGUCAGCUUUCAGUUCAAGUCAGCAACUUACAAGACAUGGUCGCCUUUGCAAUGUCAAGCCCAAAUCUAACCCCCCUGUCAAGUCCCUUUGGUCCAUCGCCCAACCCGACGUCUCCGUCGAUUACGGCCAGGGGUUCUGGAAGUCAGGUUAACUCCCCAGAACUUUCAUCAAAUACGCAAACUCAGUCCAUGGCUCCUCUGCGGCUGCCAGAUCCAACAUUCGACAUUGAUGAUUGCGAUUUUGGACAAGACAUUGGUGACCAGUUGCAAUUGCCCGAGAGUUUUCCGGGAGUCACCCCUGGCGAUCAGUACCGCCACGUCAAGCUCGCGUCCGUCAAGGAACAGAAAGAAUUUGUUGACAAGCUUACUGCUAAUGCCAACUUUACUGAAAUGUAUCUCAAUCCUAUUCACUUUGUCUGGAGAAAGCCUGGGGCUCCAGACGGAGUCAUGAUAGAGGCCAGUGACUCGGGAAGAGUGCUGCUUGUAAAGAAUGGCGCUGCGGUGGAGGAUAUUUGGACCUUGAAUGACAAGAGAACCAUCCGGUUCAGGCAACGAGUGCCUACUUGGGAGUACAUUAUUCCCUACUCAAUCAAUGGCGAUGAAUUCGUGGCCGUGGUCGAGCAAGGCGAGGGUUUGACCUUCUUCACAAUCCAGCAGGGUCAAAGAAGGGAUCACCCACGAAUUCCGACCACCUGGGUCCAGUACAAGUUCAAGAGCGUCCUUGACUGUGAACAAUUCCAGGAGAUAGUCUACGGGUCCAGGCUUCGACUCCUGCUACCUGUGACUGAGAUCUGUCGCCCGCACAGAGGCAGAGAUGAUGACCGCCUGGUCGGCCUCGAGAAUGUGCGGGUCUGGGAGAUGGGAUCGGAGAUGCGCUUUAUGGUGCAUCUGAUCCAGGAAAGGGGGAAGCGACGGAAGAAGUACAUGGAAUUCAACCUAUGUCAAGACAGCAUCAAGAUUGAAAGCAAGGGGACAGGGCGGAAGUCAACUCUUUUGUUGACAGGUAUCCAUGCUCAAAUUGACGAGAUGGAAUCAGAGAGACGAGCAUCCACGUCGACCUUGAACUCGGACUCGACCCUAGGACCGGCCAAAUCGUUGACUAGACGGUUCUCGUGGGAUCGAAGCCUUCCGUACCUAGACAAGGCAGAGAUCUACUUCAGACACCAAGAAGACCGUGAUAGCCUCCUCCAACUUGCUCUGAGCUGUCGGCCAAGCAGGAAGAAGAGCGGUUGAGCACGAAUGGACAGCAACACAAGCUUGAAGUGGCCCUGGCCCAAGCGGAGUUCCUAGCUCAUGGAUUCAGAUUUUCCCCGGCCACUCCUCUUGUGUGGGCACAUCCAC
Messenger RNA from Cladophialophora immunda, 1815 nucleotides. RefSeq lists its product as uncharacterized. The transcript has 7 exons. Bases 1 to 1707 code for a protein of 568 amino acids. Lineage: Eukaryota; Fungi; Ascomycota; Eurotiomycetes; Chaetothyriales; Herpotrichiellaceae. The record is from RefSeq and is a predicted model, not a curated record.